This is a messenger RNA of Drosophila ananassae, 2809 nucleotides long. RefSeq names its product inositol polyphosphate-5-phosphatase A (gene 5PtaseI). The coding region runs from base 99 to 2156 and encodes 685 amino acids. The transcript is spliced from 8 exons. Gene Ontology annotation, molecular function: inositol-polyphosphate 5-phosphatase activity. Gene Ontology annotation, biological process: phosphatidylinositol dephosphorylation. Lineage: Eukaryota; Metazoa; Arthropoda; Insecta; Diptera; Drosophilidae. The record is from RefSeq and is a predicted model, not a curated record.
CAUACGAUAGUCCAUCUCGAUAUCAAGUAUUUACAUUUUUUCAAUAUUAGGGGCAGCUGAAAAAGUGGAUAAAAUUGUUGCACAGCAGGAAAAAGCAAAUGGAAACAUCACAGGAGGACAGCCUGUGCACCGAGAUGUUGCUCGUCACGGCGAACGUGGGAAGUCUUUUCGAGGAUCCAGAGAGGCUGCUCCAGCUAUGGCUCCACGAGUUUCUCGACAAAGUUUCGCACGUUCAGGCAAAGUUCCUGGCACUUCACCUACAGGAGGUGGGCGGCAAGACGUACGAGAAGUCUAUGGAAUAUGUGCAGGAGUUCAUCAAAGCCCUCUGCGAUGCACCCGUCAUGUCUGACUACACUUGCGUGCAGAUAUUCAUGGAUGAGGACUUCAAGUCGGCCGAGCAUUUCACGGCUCUUGGAAACCUUUACUUUGUCCACCAAGACGUUGCGUCAUUGAAACUGUGGAACUUCCUCACUCACAGUUGGGAGGAGGACCUUCAAGUGAUCAAAGGUAAACAUAUCUACUCUGGAAACAUUGAAACUAUUGCCACCAAGGAAAAAUCGAAAUUUCCGCAACAUUUUUUCCCCGAGUGCAAGUGGUCGCGAAAAGGCUUCAUGCGAACACGAUGGGAAAUAAAUGGAACUGUUUUCGAUCUAGUCAAUAUUCACUUAUUCCACGAUGCAUCCAAUCUGGCUGCAUGCGAAAACUUCCCCUCGGUCUACUGCAAAACCCGAAGAAGAGCUUUAGUUCAUACCAUUGAAAGAUUCCAUUUGGACAAACAGAAUGGCACUGUUCCCUUUUUCUUGUUUGGCGAUUUUAAUUUUAGAUGCGACACCGAGGGCGUUGUAAAAGAACUCACUCAAAACUUGAGCGCCCAUCGGGUGCAGAAUAUUAAGAAUGAGAACGAUAAAAUAAACUAUCGGAACUCAACAGGAGAUAACGUACUUACUGUGGGAAAAAAAGAAUUUAGUCAUGCCGAUCAUCAACUCAAGUUUAAGGAAGACUGGCUUAAAAAAUUUGAUAGAGAACUGGAACCACUCAAGGACGUGUUAGUCGAAUACCCCAUUCAGUUCGUGCCAUCAUAUCCUUUUGAAGAAGAUCCCGAAAUGCCUACGGAUUAUAUGUCUACUCGUUGCCCGGCGUGGUGUGAUCGGAUUUUAAUGAGUCCCCUAGUGCAGGAGAUCGUCAGCAAUGAUGAAUCGACGUACGGCAUGAUUGGGGAAGCGGUAUGCAUGGGCGACCACAAGCCUGUUUACUUAACUGUCCGUCUUAAACCAAACAAAGGUACUUAUAGAUCUUGUGAUUGCAACAACACGCAAACUUACGCAAACUCCAACGAUAUCUCAACAUCACCUCUGCCCGCCGCAGUCAAGCUGAAAUUCUGUCCGUACUCGAAUAAGCUCUUUAAAGAAAUAGCCACCAGUUCAAAAGUUAAUAGUACGACGGAAGCUCGAAACAUGUACAAUUCCCUCAAAAUUAGUCAAAAUGAGGAGCCGGACAAGACGACUUCCCCGAACUUUCCGAACAUUAGUAUUAAUAUUAUUGACUCAGAUAAUAUCUGUAUGUGCUUGUGCGCCCAUCUAUCCACCAAUAACCUUCAAUUCGAUGAUAGUAGCCGAGCUGACGAAACCAUUUGCCCCAUGUGUCGGAACAUAAUCAAGAAACAGCCAGUCGCCCACCGAUACAAACUGGUGUCGAAGCGUCUGAUGUUGACCCAAGAGAUUAUAAUCAACCGAAUCGACACACAGCACCUAAGUACUGACUCUGAGCGACUGUUCGAGGACCCGUACACUCCUGAGAGCACCGAGUCUCACUCCCCCUAUCCGGAAGUUACUAGCUCGUCCUCGAGCAGUUCUCGCAGUCCCCUUGACCGUAGAUUUUUGCCGGACAAAGUUCUAGAGAGUAAUGCGGGCGGAACAGACGUGUCGCCUCUUCCAGAGCCAAGCAAUCAUACCCCGGAGAAGCCAUCACGCGGCACAGUAACCCCUGGCCAACUCAAGUCCAGGCUAGAGAACCUUAAGCGCUUGUCCAUUAAAGGCGAAGGCGAUAUGGAAACGAGUGCGGAUGCGGGAACGGGUGAUGUUGACAAAGUUGAUGCUGCACCACCGCGCCAAAGACGCAGCUCUAGUGUUAUUCCUAUGUGUUGUACUAUCCACUAAUUCCAGUUGUUGCUUGUUAUUUUGAUUUGUAUUUUGUUCUUAAGGAAAAUAUUUUAAAAUCGGCGAAUAGAAUACUGCUUUUUAAAGCGCCAUACAUCUUAUACCUUCGCAUAAACGGAAGAAUUAAAAUAUUUCUUUCGAUCUGCAUGCACAUAAUACCAAAAAACUUUCUGAAAGGCAUUUUCUGAAUCAUUUCAAUUUAGCACACAUUCACAUUGCUAUUUAUACAAUUACUUUAAGCCAAUUGAUUUUUUAUCUCUAUAUAAAUCUCAUCAACAUGUCUAGUUUUUAAAAUGCUUUUAUUUUAGAAAGCAAAACCAUAUUUUUAAGUUCCAGAGCUGUGUCAAAAGUUCUAAGCGCCAGAGUUUAAAAAACUAUUUGGUUUCCUUUCCCUCUGUGUAAAUAUAUUUAUUUUAAUCUACCGGAAUCAAAUGUAAAUAUGUCGGGCAAUCGUGCAAUUUUAUGAAUGUCGAAAUUAAUAUCGAUUUUCCACUUUCCAUCCUAAAUAUUUGGUUCCUUCUCGCAAUAUCAGCCAUUCAUUUUAAGCCUGUAUUAAAAUAUUUCUUUGAAUCUGUGUUUUAAUUAUGUAUUUAUAUUGUUUAUUAUGUGUUCCGUCUAUCUUAAGAAAAUAAACUACUUUUUUUUACCUCACA